AUGAAUAUCCUCUCUUUUUUCUCCGCGCUGUUCCUUCUGCUUGCGACUCAGCUCGUAGCUGCUGAAGAUAGCAUGGUCACCUCCACGAGAACCACCACGACCACCAACACCAUCACUGUGACCAUCAUCCGCUCCGUCGCCAGCUCCUCCACCAUCGGGGCCACUACCAUAAUCCCCACGGCUGCUGCAUCUACAACUGCAGACGCCUCUUCGUCUUCUACGCCAAACAUUGCCAUUGCUGCAACACCAACCGCAAUGCCAAUGCUAAUGGCUGGAGGUCUCGCCGUGAUCCUAGGCGCGGCACUCUAA
Molecule: messenger RNA, 309 nt
Organism: Histoplasma mississippiense
Lineage: Eukaryota; Fungi; Ascomycota; Eurotiomycetes; Onygenales; Ajellomycetaceae
Exons: 1
Coding region: 1-309 (102 amino acids)
Source: RefSeq, a predicted model, not a curated record